ACUACAGCUCCAGAACCUAUUACGACAACCACUGCAGCUCCUACUACAACAACUACAACUUCAGCUCCUACGACAACCACAACAACAGCACCUACAACAACAACAACUGCUGCUCCUACGACCACUACAGAUCCAGAACCUAUUACGACAACCACUGCAGCUCCUGCUACAACAACUACAACUUCAGCUCCUGCGACAACCACAACAACAGCACCUCCAACAACUGUAGCUCCCACAACAACUGCUGCUCCUACAACAGCUUUAGCAUCUACUUCAACCACUGCAGCCCUAACUACAACAACUGCUGCCCCUACGACCACUGUAACUCCACGACCUACUACGACUACCAGUGCAGCUCUUACUACAACAACUACAACUUCAGCUCCUACGACAACCACAACAACAGCACCUCCAACAACUGUAGCUCCCCCGAUUACUCCUGCUCCUACAACAGCUUUAGCGUCUACUUCAACCACUGCAGCCCUAACUACAACAACUGCUGCCCCUACGACCACUGUAACUCCACGACCUACUACGACAACCAGUGCAGCUCUUACUACAACAACUACAACUUCAGCUCCUACGACAACCACAACAACAGCACCUCCAACAACUGUAGCUCCCACAACAACUGCAGCUCCUACAACAGCUUUAGCAUCUACGAUAACCACUGCAGCCCCAACAACAACAACUGCUGCUCCUACGACCACUACAGCUCCAGAACCUAUUACGACAACCACUGCAGCUCCUGCUACAACAACAACAACAUCAGCUCCUACGACA
Oncorhynchus kisutch (coho salmon) is the source of this 783-nucleotide messenger RNA. RefSeq names its product mucin-5AC-like. The transcript is spliced from 2 exons. NCBI's taxonomy places the organism in Eukaryota, Metazoa, Chordata, Actinopteri, Salmoniformes, Salmonidae. The record is from RefSeq and is a predicted model, not a curated record. The annotation marks the transcript as partial.